UGGUUAACACCGCUCUUUCACGAAGAUGUGUAGGCUGGAGGAACUACUUCAUUAUAAAACCCACCUAAUGCUUAGGGAUUGUUAUUGAAACCAAUGUCACAAUACUAUCUCAUUGCUCAGAAUGGUCUCCUAACCCUUCACAAACCAGAAAGAGCUCCUCUCAUUCUAUAUUCGGCAGAGGACCACAAAUGGGCCUACACUGAUAUCGAUGAGAUUCAAGUGGAGGAAUUGAUAGAAGAACCGGCAUCUCCGUGCCGCCUUCAAAACCUAACUACUAUCAGACACGUACCACAGAACAGGAAGUGGACACCAUCACAUCCACCUCUGAUCCAGUACAAACUAGGAAACGAGAAUGGCAUUUUGAUUCUCAGAAAGCGCAAGUAUAUGCAUCAGCAUAUAUCUUCACGCCGCGAGGACAAUGAAUCAACCUUCCAUGACGAACAGAUAACGAAGAGUUUCAAUUCCAAAGGUUCAUUCCUAGUACUGCCUCCUGAACUACGAAUCCUAAUAUAUCGCCACCUCUUGGUCUGCUAUCCCAAUGCCGUUCCUCAUCCUAUCUGCAGUUGCACGUCAAGUUUCCGUAUUAUCAUCAGGAAAGAUAUCUACAGUGGUUACAGACUCUAUCCUCAGAUACUUGUGACAUGCCGCCAAAUCUACUUGGAGGCCUCACCAAUCCUUUAUAGGGAGAAUGUGUUUAACCAGGAGUAUUUCUGGCCAAGCACAUUGAGAGAUCACAGGUUGUAUCCUGUACCAUUGUCAGACACCUGUCGACUUGGUGAAAAGGCCCAGCUCAUAUCUCGCAUUCGAAUCAUCCGGCAAUAUCGCAAUAUACUGCUUGGUAAUGGGCAAUUGAAAAUCUUUCGAAGCUUCCCCUCACUAGCAGAAGUAAAAGUAGACUUUGACCUCAACGACCCUGUUUCCGAGCUUGACCUUACUACCCUCUGGCGAGAAGUGAUGAAAUCCCUUAAUCGAAGACAACCGAAACUCAAACGGGUGGAGAGCUGUAUUCGCCUUCCUUUCGACGAUGAUUAUAGAGAGUGGGGCAAGAAUCAGAAAAGCACGUCGCUAGAUUUCAGUCUCCAUAAGAGGAAAAAAAGAGACAUUGAGAAGUGGAUGAAAGAAGAGCAGCUAUUUGUGGGUCGGCAUCUAUCUUGGUCAUUUGAGACGUUGACUUCCGAAUAUUGUGGACCGUCCUGCGAAAUAACCUUAGUAGUCGAUGAUAUUGAAAAUGCAGACCAAGCAUCCCGCAUACCUGUCAAGGUAGUAAGUGAGUAUGAGGAGCGCUUCGGCUACGAAAUUAUUUGAUGACGCGUCGAUAGUCCGAGAGGCCUUUGUAGGUUAGGUAGGGGGAUAAUGGGCUCUCAACGUAUUAGCGUCGAUACUACUCUAUACAGUAAUUGCCUAGUCAAUAUCUAUACACCUCAAAUUAUUGGUGAAGAUCAUUUCGUG
Molecule: messenger RNA, 1449 nt
Organism: Talaromyces proteolyticus
Lineage: Eukaryota; Fungi; Ascomycota; Eurotiomycetes; Eurotiales; Trichocomaceae
Exons: 1
Coding region: 94-1305 (403 amino acids)
Source: RefSeq, a predicted model, not a curated record